Trichosporon asahii var. asahii CBS 2479 is the source of this 1317-nucleotide messenger RNA. RefSeq lists its product as uncharacterized. The record is from RefSeq and is a predicted model, not a curated record. The transcript has a single exon. Bases 1 to 1317 code for a protein of 438 amino acids. Lineage: Eukaryota; Fungi; Basidiomycota; Tremellomycetes; Trichosporonales; Trichosporonaceae.
AUGCGUCUCGUGUCUCUGCUGUACGUGCUGCCCCUCGUGGCCGCCACUGUGGCGAAUGCCCCGAGGGAUCCGCGCCGGCACCAUGCAAUGGUCGCCCGAGCAGCCUAUGUAGAGAGAGCAGGUCUCCUCGACGACCUCGUGAGUAUGGCCGACGACGCCCUGUCCCGGAUAGGCGGGGGCUUACCCCAGUUCAACCCCAAGGAGACGUCGUCGACGACUGCAAGCUCUGCCCCGCCUAUUGGCACCACCAAGCCUACGACGUCCCCGACCAUCGGUGUCACCCCGCCCACGCCUGUGACCCCGACGCCUUCUGAGACUUCGUCGAGCUCCUCAAGUGGUGUCGACUCGUCCAACCCGGUCUCGCCGUCAGCCAAGCCGUCGUCAUCCUCAUCGGGCUCGUCGGCGGGUUCUUCGUCUUCUAGCUCACCUUCAGCGGCACCUUCGUCUUCGGCCGCCCCUUCGUCGUCAGCUGCGCCUUCGUCCUCGUCCAGCUCUGCCACCCCGUCAGAUUCGUCGUCAGCCGGCCCCUCGCCUUCCGCCUCUUCCAGCGAGACGUCUUCCCAGGAGCAGCCCACGAGCACCAAGGACGAGGAGAAGCCCGAGACGAGCGCUUUCGUUUCGACCAACGCCAACGGAGGACUGAUCACCAUUUACCGUACGAUUGAGCAGACGGCCAGUGCGACUGCCAGUUCUGCCGGCAAGAAGGACGACGACGGUCUCUCCAAGGGCGCCAUCAUCGGUAUUGCCGUCGGCUCUGCUGCCGGCGGUAUUGCCCUGAUUGCUGGACUCAUCUUCCUGCUGACCCGCCGGCGUAACGAGCCUGGUGGCGAGGCAAUCCUCUGGCCCGAGCUCAACCACCACGGCGACGCGGACACGCACCACGCCCUCCCGGUCAGCGGCAGCGGCUCGCGCAUGUCUCUCGGCGACGAACUCGACGGCCCGCCAGUGUACUACAACGAGAAGUCUGACGACGGCUAUGCGUACUCGCACGACGCGCACGACGUCUCGCCCGCGCUGAACGGCACCGCGUUCGGGGGCUCGGCCUCCUUUGCAGACUACGACCAGCAGUAUCCGCAGCAGCCGCACCAGGACUCGUACUACGACCCCGCCGACCACGACUACAGCAACAUGCCGCCGCCCGUGCAGCCGCGCACGUCGCCCGUGCAGCCGGCGUAUGAGUGGGACCCCACGGCGCAGCAGGACACGUACGACGGGUACGCGGGCGUGCACCGCCAGGAAUCCCCGCCCAUGACGGGCGUCGGCGCGAAUGCCAUGCCGGUCAGCUUCAACCCCGCAUCACACCAUGGGCAGUACUAG